Molecule: messenger RNA, 3374 nt
Organism: Pogona vitticeps (central bearded dragon)
Lineage: Eukaryota; Metazoa; Chordata; Lepidosauria; Squamata; Agamidae
Gene: PLAU
Product: plasminogen activator, urokinase
Biological process (GO): regulation of cell adhesion mediated by integrin; plasminogen activation
Molecular function (GO): serine-type endopeptidase activity
Source: RefSeq, a predicted model, not a curated record
UGUUCUGAUUGUUAAGAGAAUCAGCAGGGCUGAGACUUCUGUUGUUGCUGAACUGGCGGCAACUGCAUAGACUAUAACACACAUUUGCCACCAUUAUUCAGCUGAAAUCCUCAAAAAAGAAGAACCAAAGGAGUGAACCAAACUGCUGAAAAUAGGAACUUCUUACCCAACGCCAUGAAGUUGCUCAUUGCUGUCUUUGUAAUGCUGAGUGUUCCCAUCCCAGUCAGAGAGGCAUCAACUUAUCAUUGGCACACACCAAGAAAGCUGGGAAGCAAGACUAAAUAUGAACAAAAAGAUUGUACCUGUUUUAAUGGGGGAAAGUGCAUCACCUACCAUCUGUUUUCUCGUAUGAAACGCUGCUUAUGCCCUAAAGGAUAUAGUGGAGAUCACUGUGAAAUAGAUGCGGAAAGUCAUUGUUAUACUGACAAUGGAGAAGACUACAGAGGGAUGGAGUCAGUGAAUGAGAACAAUGAAAGAUGCCUGGCUUGGGAUUCUCCCAUGCUGAAGAGAUGGCCUUACAAUAAUGAGAUGGAGAACGCUCUGGAGCAUGGCUUAGGCAAGCACAACUAUUGCAGAAACCCAAAUGGCCAAUCCAAACCAUGGUGUUACGUUAGAAAAGGAUACCGAACUUCUUCAACACCCUGUGAUAUACCUACUUGUAAAAAACAACCCACAUGUGGCCAGAGGAGUAUGAAUAAGAGCUUUAAGAUUGUGGGCGGGCGAAAAGCAACAAUUGAGUCUCAGCCUUGGAUAGCAACUAUCUUCCAGUCUGCCAGAAGAGGUCCUCAGGAGUCAUUUCUUUGUGGCGGUAGCCUCAUAGAUCCGUGUUGGGUCCUCACAGCAGCUCAUUGUUUUGAUACCAAGGCUCUCCAGUCAUCUCAGUUCACUGUUGUCCUUGGAAAGUCUGCACUGAAUGCUACUGAUACAAAGGAGCAAAAAUUCAAUGCUGAUAGAAUUAUUGUUCAUGAAAGAUAUUCGCAUGCAAGGGGGGACUAUGAUAAUGACAUUGCCCUCAUGAGGAUCAGAUCAGCUUCUGGUCAGUGUGCACAAGAGACAGACACUGUCAAAACCAUCUGUUUGCCAUCUCAAAAUGACAUACUGAGAGACAAUUUUGAAUGUGAAGUUUCUGGCUAUGGAAAAGCAAACAGGACUGACAUUUUCUACUCAAGGAUGCUGAAAUCAACCAAUGUGAACUUGAUAUCGCAGUCCAUGUGUCGAAAAUACUACGAGAAUCGUGUGGUGAAUGGCAACAUGUUGUGUGCCGGGGGCCUACACUGGAAGACUGAUUCAUGCAGUGGAGAUUCUGGUGGUCCCCUCAUUUGUGAGUUCGGUUCCAGAAUGGUGCUGCAUGGAAUAGUCAGCUGGGGCGAUGGCUGUGCUCAAAAAGAGAAGCCCGGAGUCUACACAAGAGUCACAGAGUACCUCCCUUGGAUUGAAUCCCACAUCAAUGGAGUCCAUUUCAAAAGUUACUACCCUCCUAAAUGAAGAGGGGACCUUCCACUGCUACAUGAAGCCUUGGUGUUAACCAACAAAACUAAUGGAAACUGAGCCAAGUGACAUUAUUGUGCAUUGAAACUCCGAGAUUUGUUUUGGAGUGGACUUUUCCUCUUUAGAAGUUGCCUUCUAAGGCUUCUUUAGGGGUUAGUUUGUUAACAUGCACAUCAUUUUGUCUCAGGUAGAAGUCAACAGCCAUCACUGUGAACAGUAUGAAGACUCUUCUGUGGGGGGCAAAACCAGUAAUAUUUAAUAAUUAAAUAAGGAGAGUUUUGUCAUCCAUGGGUCACAUUAUCUAAAGGAGUCAGUAUUAUACUAUGUCAGUUGUGGUUUGGUAAAAUCAGUUGUUCACUUCCUUAAGUUGGUGCCAUCUUGAAAAGCCCAGGUAUCCCAGCUUAAGGGAUGGGGUUUAAUUAUAUUGGCAAACUGCAUUCAAUGGAACUUAAGUGACUUAAACUUUCUCUAGGCUGCACUGUCAAUUUUUAUUUUUCAUUUGAAUGAUAGCUUUUAAGAAAGCUAUGCUAAAGGUGCAAGCCAGCAGCCAUUGUGUUCUCAAAAUCUGGAAGCAUGUUCAAGAGCAAUAAAGUGGAAGAGGGGGUUGUGGAUGCUCCUCAGCAUUUCAGUUCCUACCAAAGAAAACUGAAGCGGUUUUAGCUACAAAGAACCUUCUAGAAAUUGGUGAAAUUUUAUUUUAUAAUUGUAUUUUACCCAUGCUUUUUAGUCCAUGUCAUCACAACUGUCCUAGAGAGACUAUUGUAACCUACCCGAAAACAUGUUGCCAUGUCCAUGAAGUUGUGCCAGACCACCUGAGAUACUUGUGAUUUUGGGAAACCAAAAAUGUCACUGGGCCAUCACUUGGGGGUUUGGUGAGUCAACAUCUCUGUAACAUUCAAAUAGGCCUACUCUAAAUGUGACUUACUUUAGGUUCUCAUGUGCAAUGAAUUGGAACUGGGCAUGACUGACUUCAAGUAGGUGUCUGUUAAGGAUUACUGGCAUUAAAUGAUAAGAGACUAUAAACAAAAAUGUCAAUGACAUGAAAAACAUUUUUAAAAUGCUACCAGAUUUUCAGAUUUCAACAUGUUUGGUUUUAAAGGAAAAGGCAGUUUCUAGGGUGUAGUUACUUCUGACAUAGUACAAACACAGAUCUGCAGAAAUUGCUAAGAUUCGCCAGAUAAGAACGUAAUAUUUUAAGCUAGUUAAUUCAGGAAUAUAUUUCAGCUAAUCCCCUCCAUAUUGACAUUCAGACAGUCUCUUUAACUCAGAGUUUCUCCUUAAAAUCUUAUCCUGCCAUAUUUGUUUAGUUGUGUAGAAUAAUGUCAGCAUUUCAAUGUGUUGUCGCAGAAGGGCAUCCUCUGGAUCAGUAGUUUCCAGCCUUGGAUCCCCAGAUGUUCCUGGACUACAGUUCCCAGAAAUCCUGGUCAACACAGCUAAUGGUGAAGGCUUCUGGGAGUUUUAGUGCAGGAACAUCUGGGGACCCAAGGUUGGAAACCAUUGCUCCAACAUGGCUAAUACCCAUGGAUUAACAAGGUAUAGUCUGGUCAUGGGUUGCCUAUUUUGAUAUAGUACAUAAGUAAAAAAGAGAGUUAGCCUAAAUGAAAAGAUGUCUUCUCAGGAAAACUUGGGAAGAGGGUGGGGUGGGGUCCAGGACUCUCCAACCAAUGUCGAGAUCUCUUAUCAGCUUACAGUUGGCAGAAUUCAAUCGGGAGGGCACAACAGGUAAAGAGAUAUGAAACAAAAGCUGGUAAAUAAAGGAACAAUGUUGAUCUUACUGUCACAUUCUCUCAUUCUCAGGGAAGUCCCCCUAUUUGUCUCCAUCUAUGAAAGCCUUUCCACUAACCCUUACUGUGUUUGCAAUGUCUCUUCUGCACUUGAGGAAAAAA